UGCAGAGCAGAGGACAUCUGUGUGAAAAUAAAACAUACCCACGUCACAGAAACAGGAGAUAUUCUGCUUUCAUUUUAGUUAACAAUAAAGUUAGCAAUUAAACAGAAAACACCCUGCAAAAGACUACACCGGUAAUUUUAUGUAUUAGUGCCAGAGGACAGAGAUCUUAGGAAUGACUAGAAUUCACCCCCAGAGAAGGAGUAUUGAUGCCAGUUCAUUUGGAUCGACCGUGUCUACAUAUUCUGAAAAAGAUUGCUAUGAAGACUGCACAAACUGCAAGUGCUGCACCAGACGAUGCAUUCUUAUCUGUGUAGUUGCAUUCUUGGUACUUGGAACUAUUGUUGCAGCUGUAGCUUGUGUAAUCAUCUUUGCACUUCCUCAACAACCUCCAGUAAACCGAUACUGUGCAGCUUCAAGCAAUCAAGCAGGCUUUCUUUGUGAUGACAGAACAACAUGCAUUGAAGCUUCUGAGCUCUGCAAUCGGAUAAAGAACUGCCUAAAUGGCGAGGAUGAAGAUGCAGAUAUUUGCAGUAAUGCCCCAAACAAUCUACCAGGAUAUCUAAUCUUCAGAUGUGCAGAUCCUCGAUUUUGGAUUUUUAUUGAUAAGAAGUGCAAUGGUAUUAAUGAUUGUGGAGACUGUUCAGAUGAAUCAGGACAAGGGGCAAACUGCCCAGCAUGUGGAUCCCAGUGGUGGACAUGUGUAUCUGUCUUCUACCAGUAUUGCAACUGCAUUCCCAGGAGCCUUUGCAGAGAUGGUAUACAACACUGCUCAGACUGGUCGGAUGAAUUUACCUGCACAAACUAAAUACAGAAGCAGAAACAGUAGUAGAUGCAAGAAAGUGCACUGCAUACACUUUACCUGUAUAGUUUAUUAACUGCCAGUUUCAGUAAUGUCUCAUCUUGGUUAGAAAACAAACAAACAAACAAUGAAAACACCUGUCUUUUUGCAGAAUUUUAAGAAAAACAUAAUUAUGUUUGAUAAAUGACAGGAAACACAAAGUUAUGUUUGAUGUAAUUUCUAAUCAUCAUUUUUAUGGGUAUUACUACGUCAGUAAUGCCAGUAUGUGGCAAUUACAUUCACAACAAAAUGUAUUUUGUGCGUUAUGUUCAGAGAUGGUAUUACUGUCUGAAUACCUACAAAUUCUGAUUAUUUCAUUACUUUACAAAGUAUUUCUUGAUGUAUUACUGUCUUUUUUUUUGGUUCUAUAGCACAUUUUAAUUCACUAGUACUGUACAGUAAAAUAAAGAUAAAACAACAGCCAUAAUGGAAGAUGAGAUUAUCAGGGAGUUAUGCUGUUUCACGCUUGUAAUGAAUAACUUGACAGUUACUUUUCUUGUCACAAUGUUUCUCCCAGCCAGACUAAUCUUUUUGUCCCAGUAAAGCAAUCAAGAGUUCUGAUUUUAUCAAUCAGUUGUGCACAUAGUUACCAUCUAUUUGCAUUUAUUGUCCUGUAAUGCUCCAAACUAAUGUUAUGCAGUGCAAUGCUACUGACUUGUUUACCCAAAGAAUAUCUCAAGGUAGGCAGAAACUAUCAGUGUAAACAGACAUUGAUCCUUGCCUCCUUAGAGAACUAUCCAUUCCUGUGAUUUCCAGUAAACUAUGGGAUCCUCUGAUUUAUACAGGUAACAUUUACUGGAAACACUGUACAAGGGGAAUUAUAAUUUGGCAUCAACGAUUAUACAUUCUAACAGAAAAUACAUUACUUUUUGGCAAGGUCUUAAAUAUUUGUAUUUGUGCCAGCAUGAUUAUCUAUAAAACAUCUUUAGACUGGGCUCCUACCCUCAAAGACAAAAGAGCAAACUCAUCUUGAAUGUAGAGAAACAGAAAUCAAUUUUAGUGUAAUUUUUUUAUGCCUCAACCUAUACCAAGAAUAAAUUGAUCACUUUUAUAAAUGAAGAAACACAUACUCUUUUUCACUCUGAAAUCACCCCAGCAUUAUCUACUUAUGUUUAUGUUAUUUAUUUUACUCUAAAGAGAACUGAAAUCUACACAAUUGUGUUUCAGGUGACUGCUUUGUAAAAGUUGAACCCUCUGAAUUUACAAAGGUCCUUCUAUCUUAAAUUCCACUCUAACUUCAAAUGAUAUUAUCCCUCUGCUGCUUCAAGAUAUUCUCAUGACAU
Protopterus annectens (West African lungfish) is the source of this 2121-nucleotide messenger RNA. It is a transcript of the gene LDLRAD1, whose product is annotated as low density lipoprotein receptor class A domain containing 1. The record is from RefSeq and is a predicted model, not a curated record. Lineage: Eukaryota; Metazoa; Chordata; Ceratodontiformes; Protopteridae. Bases 173 to 805 code for a protein of 210 amino acids. Gene Ontology annotation, molecular function: protein binding. The transcript is spliced from 6 exons.